AUGCAAUUCACUAUCAAGCUUCCCCUUAGUAAAUUAGGAGGCUUUACUAACAGUAGUCUUUCGGCUGCCCAUGAGUUUUUGGAAAUCCAAUUGGACAACCAAGAGCUCCAGGAAUUCUUCACCCAUUAUUCCGAAUCAACCUCUAGUCCUCAUGCUAGAACCCUUUUCCAGUCUAAAGUCGACGCCAAGUUGUGUGAACUUCUUGCUAUGCGUCGUUCUUUGGCUGCUUCAAUCCCCGCUACUGACUCUGAGGCUGUCUCUAGCGAUGAAUUUAAUGUCUCAGGUUUGGGCUCUCAGCCUGAAUCCUCUUGCACCUCUGGCGCUUCCGACGCUGAUGUUUCAAGCGACGACAAGGCUGUUGUCCCUGAGCCAGCAGAAACGCCUCUGGAAAAGAAGCCUAUCAAGGCUUCUAAAAAGAAGCGCCAGAACCGUAAGCAGUUCAAGACCCAAAAGGCUUCUUCUCCUACUUCUCCUGUGAAAACUAACAAAGAUGGAGCCCAGAAAUCGAAGAGAUUGGCGGCACUUGGCCGUGAAGUGGUGCCUCGUGGCACGAAGGCUCCUCAAGUUGAAGUUGUAGAGGAGGUGGAUUUCGAAAUUGGUCUUGAUGAAUCCAGGGAAUCUUCUCCAGAGACUGAGUUGGCUGUUGUUGCGAAGAAGCCAGUCUGCAAGGUUCCCUUUGGUCCUGAAAAGGCCCAGCGUGUGGUUCUUCCACCAAUUGGAGCAUUUUUUGCUUUGAGGGCAAAGCUUUGGUUCAACUUUUUCUCGAGCCAACCGGUCGACAGACCUUUCAGGUUUAAGGCUCGUACUAUUAGAUCAUGGUUCACCCCAUCGGUCUUUGAGCCUUUUAAAAAGCUUGCUUCUGUUCAGAAGGCCAUCGAGGCUCCUAAGAACAUUACCGUGUAUGGUCCUCCAGAGAAGAUUGUGGUGAAGAAGUUUGAAGGAUCUACUAAGGUACCGCAAGUAUUGGCUUUCCAAAAAGCUCAGUACUUCUACUCCAAGAGACUUCUCAGCUUUGAGAAUCUCUUCAGCCAGUACAAGGUAAACUGGCCUAAGGCUACCAAGAGUCUUGACUUUAAGACUUUGCCUGUUCCUCAUACCAACAAUAACUUGCAAGUUGGCCAGUUGUCUCAGUAUCAUGAGUUCAUGAGACUCUUGAGACUCUCUGAACUCUCUAACCCAUUCCGGGAAUGCUUACCCUUAGCGGUUAACGAAGACGAUUGGCCUUUGGACUCUCCUCUUCCUCCCCCAUCAACCCCUAAGAUUGUUGAGCUUAAGGACGACUAUGUUCCAUCCAAGAGAGCUCUUAAACAGAGAGCUAAGAGACAAGCUAAGAAGGAGAAGAAGAAGGCUAGGGCUGAGAAGGCUGCAAAGAGACCACCUCGCCAAUUCAAGAGUGUUACUAAUUCUAUGGCUAGAAGAGAAAGACGUCGGAGAGCUCAGAGAAAUAGAGAGUUUGGUAUUGCUCCUCCUCCUCGUCCUCAGAAGAUUGAUUAUACUCCAGUAACUCCAGUGUUUGAGGUUACCUUGACUCUUCCAGCUCCUGUUGUUAAGGAGCCGGUUAACCAUUUACAGGUGGGCCAGUUGUCUCAAUACCACCACUUCAUGAAGCUUUUUAAGUUCUUCAAGCACUGUCGUGUUCAACAAUAUACUUCUGAGUUCGAGAAGGCCUUCGGAACUAUCGAGUUUCCUUUGAACCAAGUCUCCACUGUGGUGCUUCGUGGAGCUAAGAUUAAGUUUGUUUCCAAGAGGAAGCCAGCCAAGCAGGUGAUCUAUCCAAUCCAGAAUAAGUUGAAGCUUAUUGAGUGGGUGAAGGAGGAGCAGGUAAAGGAAGAGCAAGUGAUCUACCCAAUUCAGAAUAAGUUCAAGCUCAUUGAAUGGAUUAAGGAAGAGCCAAUUGAGGAAGUAAUCUACCCUAUCCAGAGCAAAUUGAAGCUCAUUGGAUGGAUCAACGAAGAACCAGUUGAGGAAGUGAUUUACCCAGUCCAGAGCAAAUUGAAGCUUAUCGAAUGGGUCAAGGAAGAGCCAGUCAAGAAGAAAAUCUACCCAAUUCAGAGCAAACUUAAGCUCAUUGAGUGGACCCAGGAAGAAUCAGUCCAGAAGGAAGAAGGUGUCAAGGUUGAGGUUCCUGUUGUUGAGGAACCAAAGGUUUCAGAAAAGCCUAAGAAGGUAAAGAAGACGCCGGUGUUGAAGCCAAAAAUCUCCAAGGCCAAAGAGAGAAGAGAGAGGAAGCAGAAAGCCAAGAGAUCCCGCGAGUUCACCAACACCACAAGUAAUGUUUCAGCUGCUAUCAGACCUUUUGCUACGUCUGAUAGCAUGAGCAAGCCCCAGCCAGUCGAUCAAUGGAGGAAAUAG
Molecule: messenger RNA, 2352 nt
Organism: Candidozyma haemuli
Lineage: Eukaryota; Fungi; Ascomycota; Pichiomycetes; Serinales; Metschnikowiaceae
Exons: 1
Coding region: 1-2352 (783 amino acids)
Source: RefSeq, a predicted model, not a curated record